AUGGCCGCUCUUCCAGACUACUAUGCAAUCCUCAAGAUCGACUCCAAGGCAACGACGGCCGAUAUACGUCAGGCAUAUCGCAAAGAGUCACUACGCUCCCAUCCUGACCGGCUGUCACCCGACGCAACAGAAUCAGAGCGACGAGCCAAGACGGCAGAGUUCCAAAAGGUAGCAGAUGCCUACUAUGUCCUCUCUGAUCCCCAGCGCCGGAGGGAGUACGACGUAGAAUAUCGACAGCGACCCUCCAGGUCGACAUCAGAGCAGUCGAGCGCAGACUUCUUCAAGUCCUUCUUCGCUUCCGCUACGGGAACGCCCGGCGCAUCGACCAGCUCGACAGGCGACCAACAACCAGAUCCAGAUGGUAUCUUUGGCAAUGUCUUUGAGGACCUGCUCAGGCCAGAGGUUGAACACCACAUGCCACUCUAUAAGUAUCUUGGCAUGGGCGCGGGUGCGGUUAUCGGCUUCAUUCUAGGCAAUAUACCAGGAGCUGCUAUCGGUGGCUACGGUGGCGGUAGAUUAGGCUCCAUUCGGGAUGCAAAGGGUAGAAGCGUCAUGGCCGUUUUCAAAGAUCUCGAUGCCGUCCAACGCACUGCCAUCAUCCGAGCACUCGCACUGAAAGUACUCGGUUCCGCCCUAGCCUGA
Messenger RNA from Mixia osmundae IAM 14324, 642 nucleotides. RefSeq lists its product as uncharacterized. Lineage: Eukaryota; Fungi; Basidiomycota; Mixiomycetes; Mixiales; Mixiaceae. The record is from RefSeq and is a predicted model, not a curated record. The transcript is spliced from 5 exons. The coding region runs from base 1 to 642 and encodes 213 amino acids.